GCUGCCUAUCAGUGCCAGACAAUUCCCUAUCAGUGCUGCCUAUCAGUGCCAGACAAUUCCGCCUAUCACUGCCUUUCAGUGCCACCUAUCAGUGCCAGUCAGUGUCGCCUAUCAGUGCCAGACAAUUCCGCCUAUCAGUGCUGCCGCAGUGCGCAUCAGUGCCGCCUAACAGUGUCGCCUAUCAGUGCCGCCUAUCAGUGCCAGUCAGUGCCGCCUAUCAGUGCCAUAUAUGAGUGCUGCCUUUCAGUGCCCAUCAGUGAUGCCUGUCAAUGCCUAUCAGUGCCACCUACCAGUGCCCAUCACUGCAGCCUCAUU
Molecule: messenger RNA, 315 nt
Organism: Staurois parvus
Lineage: Eukaryota; Metazoa; Chordata; Amphibia; Anura; Ranidae
Source: the annotation of a GenBank genome assembly